Molecule: messenger RNA, 7579 nt
Organism: Thunnus maccoyii (southern bluefin tuna)
Lineage: Eukaryota; Metazoa; Chordata; Actinopteri; Scombriformes; Scombridae
Product: mitogen-activated protein kinase-binding protein 1-like
Exons: 33
Coding region: 1588-6264 (1558 amino acids)
Molecular function (GO): protein binding
Source: RefSeq, a predicted model, not a curated record
AAAUGAUAAUUAUCUGAUAUGCCCUGGAAAACAUAUAUAAACUAGAACAUGCUAUCAUCCCUAAAAUGUUUAAUUUGAUAAGAAACUUCAUGGAAGCUAAAUGUAGACCAAUCACUCUGACAUUAUUGCAAUUUUAUGUUACUUUACUGCACAUGAUUUAUUUGUAUCACUGAAAUUGAUUAUGAGUAAUCUUUGGGUGUGACAAGAAAAUAAUAAAAGUUGGAUAAACAGGGGCACUUCAUGAAGGUUUUAUGUCACAUCAUCUGAACUUUACACAGGCGUGUUGGCAAGAAACUGCAAUAUGUUUGCACCAGAUCACAUCCACUCAUACUUAAAUUACAAUAAAUGAGUCAGUAUGAUGGGUAGAAAUUUGCAUAAAAGCAUGUUGUAAAAUGUUUGGGCCAAUAUAAUCUUUAUACCAACACAAAUAAUUUUAAUAUAAAUAUUUUCUCCACCAUCAUGUAUAUCAGUGACACAGCCUGAAUGAUAGUGAACUAAGUAUUAACUGUAGCGUCAAAGCUAAUAUAGUCGAAUUAACAUACUUUUUACAAGAAUAGGAGUUGCAGGGCCGGAUUAGAUUAGAUUAAUUUAAUCUGGUGCAAAUUAUCACCACCAUGUGUCUACAAUUUAACAGCCAAUCAACAUAAACCCUUUGAAAUGUACCUACAUCACUUCUGCUCAUCACCAAGCCGUGGUUGUGAUUGGCGUGACGUCAUUGCAAGGGGUGUGGUCUGCCUUGAGAAGGAGGCCGCUCGGUGCACGUGGCCGGUCGAGUGUGAAUGACCUCGUGCUUAUCCAGCACAUGAGGCCCUCAUUUAAAUAAUGUGACAACCUGACUUAAAGGUGAUAGAAAAUUAUUUGUACAUACAGCAAAAUGUCUUGACGUCACAAGGCUGCAGUAUAUGCUAAAUUGAGUUAUAGCUACAAGUAGCCUAAAUAAAUACAUCAAUAGCUACACAUAAAUAUGGCCAAUAAGUAAAUAAAUCAAUAAUUUAAAAACAAAAACAGUAAAAAGACGGAAAUCUCUUUAACAUAAGCAAAUAUUCGUCUAACAGAACAAGUUAAGUUUUAUCGGCCAAUCAGCAGCCAAACAAAGAUACCCAAACAUCCAUUCAGCUGUGGGACUGCCCACGGUCUCUCUCUCUCUAAUCCUAUUAAAUCAAUUAUGCACUACAGCAACAAAAGCAUUCAUUGAUCUAAUCAUAAGACCGAUGCAGGUUCAGAUUAAACUAGUGAUGUCAUGCAGGCACACAGGAGCAAACAGCUGAGCUUUCUUUUCUUGCAAAAUGCAUCUUUGAGAUACACAUCAGUCCAGAAGUGGAGGAGAACUGCAGGAGCAGAGCUUGAUGUGGAGAGACAGAAGAGAACAGCAAAACCCACUCAAGAGAUUAGCGUCCACAUGUCCCGGCAGCAGGAACACUGUCCGACUUUGUAAAGCUCUGUAGUUUGUCUCUGGUGGAGGUUUGGUUGGUGGGAGGAUCAUUACAGGCGCUCAUUCAGCUCUUCAGCCUCUUCGCGCACACUCACUGGAGCUGGUUGACUUGUCACAGUUCUCGGAGCAAGUGCCACAAGGCUCCAAAAACAAAAAUGCCUGGCGAUGGGUUCACGAUCAAAAGUCGCAUCAGGAAUUUGCUGCGAUCUCCAUCAAUCAAACAGAACAAGAACAGGAAAGAAAAUCUCACCAGCAAGGUAACUCUGGAAAAGGUUCUCGGCAUCACCGCCUCAGGAAACAGCGGUCUGGCCUGCGACCCCCGAUCCGGACUAGUCGCAUAUCCUGCAGGGUGUGUGGUAGUCUUGCUGAACCCCAAAAAGAACAGACAGCACCACAUUAUUAACACAUCAAGAAAGACCAUCACGGCUCUGUCCUUCUCCCCUGAUGGCAGGUACUUGGUCACAGGAGAGAGCGGCCACCUACCAGCGGUGAGAUUGUGGGACGUAGCAGAACGAAGACAGGUGGCGGAGCUCCAGAAGCACAAAUAUGGCAUCUCCUGUGUGGCCUUUUCCCCGAACAGCAAGUACAUUGUCAGCGUGGGAAACCAGCACGACAUGAUGGUCAACGUCUGGGCGUGGAAAAAAGAUGUAGUAGUGGCUGCCAACAAGGUGUCCAGUAAGGUGACAGGUGUGUCUUUCUCUGAGGACAGCUCCUACUUUGUAACUGCGGGGAACAGACAUGUCAAGUUCUGGUAUCUGGAUCACUGCAAGGCCAACAAGGCCAAUGCUCCUGUCCCUCUGCUGGGCCGCUCGGGGCUGCUUGGAGAGCUGAGGAACAACUUCUUCUGUGAUGUGGCUUGUGGGCGAGGCUCCAAAUCUGACUCCACCUUCUGCAUCACCUCCUCGGGCCUGUUGUGUGAAUUUAACAGCAAGAGGAUGCUGGACAAGUGGGUGGACCUACGGACGGGCGUGGCCCAGUCUCUGUCUCUGUCUGAGGAUAUGAUCUUCUGCGGCUGCGCUGAUGGAACAGUGCGAGCCUUCAGCCCCAUCGAUCUGCACUUUGUCUGCACGCUGCCACGGCCGCACCCCCUUGGCUCUGACGUCUCGGCCAUCACUGAGGCCAGCCACCUAUUCUCCACCAAGACGGACACCCGCUACCCAGACUCCACUGCUGUUACCUACGACCCCGUCAGCAACUGGCUCAGCUGUGUUUAUAGUGAUCACAGUCUGUAUGUGUGGGAUGUGAGAGACGUCAACAGGGCGGGGAAGGUGCACUCUGCCCUCUUCCAUGCUGCUUGUGUCUGGGACCUGGAGAUGUUUCCAGAUGUUCCUGGGGAUAUGGGUGCCGGUCUGUCAUCAGGUGCAUUUCUUACUUCUUCAGCUGAUAACACCAUCAGACUGUGGCACAUGGAGGAAACUCAUGUUCAUUCUCAAAAUAUCCUCAGCAGUGAUCUCCUGAAUAUUAUCUACAUAGAUGGAAACACUGCUGCCUUGCAGGAUCCAGAAUGUAUGACAAAUGUGAAUGCAGACAAACUAGGGGAUGGACAGGCAGCAGAGAGCAGGACAGGCAUCCGGACCAUCUGUGUCAGUCCAGACGGCAAACAUCUGGCAUCUGGAGAUCGCAACGGGAUGCUGAGAGUUCAUGACCUCAGUAGCAUGGAGGAGAUUCUGAAAGUGGAUGCCCAUGAUGCUGAAAUCCUCUGUCUUGAGUACAGUAAACCAGAAACAGGUCUGAAGCUGUUGGCUACAGCUAGCAGGGACCGUCUGAUUCAUGUCUUGGAUGCUGAGGAUGACUACAGUCUGGUACAGACACUCGACGAGCACUCUUCAUCCAUAACAGCCGUCCGCUUUGCUGCUAACGACAACAAGGUGAGGAUGAUCAGUUGCGGGGCAGACAAGAGCAUCUACUUCCGCACUGCACACAAGACUGACAGAGGAACAGAGUUCAGGCGUUCUCACCACAUGGUGAGGAAGACCACACUGUAUGACAUGGGUGUCGACUCCACCUGCAAGUACGCUGCUGUCGGCUGUCAGGACCGCUGCAUCAGGAUUUUCAACAUCAGCAGUGGCAAACAGAAGAAGCUCUACAAAGGAUCGCUGAGUGAAGAUGGCAGUCUGCUCAGGGUUCAAAUCGAUCCCUCAGGUCAAUAUGUGGCCACAAGCUGCUCCGAUAAAAACAUCAGCAUCUUCGACUUCUACACAGGGGAAUGUGUCGCCACUAUGUUCGGACACUCUGAGAUUGUCACUGGGAUGAAGUUUACCAACAACUGCAAGCAUUUGAUUUCUGUAUCAGGGGACAGCUGUAUCUUUGUGUGGCGACUGGCUCCGGAGCUGACAAUCAGCAUGAGAGAGAGGCUCUGCCAGCUCAGACAAAACCCAAACACACCGCCAUGCAAGACCUCCAGUCUCAGGCGAGAGGUGUACAGCGCCCCGGCUUUGGGUGCUCUGUCCUCUGACAGUGAUCACGAACACGAUGAGGAGGACGGAGCAGAGAACGAAGACUCCAACGACCAAGAAGACAACAUAACCAACACUUCCUUUGACAGCAGCCACGGUGAAGAAGACACAGGUGGCUCAGAUGAAGGACAAGACUGGGAGCUGACAAAGCGUGGAGUUGUCGGCCAGGUCACUCCUGACUCCGCUAAGCGUCCUCGGAGGCGCUGGUCUCAUCGUAUGGGCUCUCUGGAGCUGAUAGUUAAAUCCAUGAUGGACCUGAGGCAGCUGGAGACCUUUGCUCACAAGAAAAACCCCAACUGUCCCCCAUAUGACAGAGAAAGACAAAGCAUGUCCAGCCUCCAGGAUCCCAUGCAGCAGUUGGAGGAGAGAGCUAAGCGACAUCGGCCCUGGCCACACGCUGACUGGUUGUCCUCACACACAUCCAAGGGCAUCAAGGGGACGGACGGAAUAGUGCUCUACCCUGAGGAAAACGAAGAUGAUACAGGUCUACCGGGCAGUGAAUAUUUGGUGAAGGAGCAGCACUGCAGGAUGCAAGGGCGAGCAAUCCGCAGUGAGAGCCAGGACAGCCGCAGCCCAGACAGUGCCUGCUCUCUGGGCUAUGACAGUAGAGAGUCCAGCCCCGAACAUGUCCUGGAUGAUUCUGUAGAUGUGGAGUCCCUGAGCCAAGACAGCUCUGAUGAGGAGAAUGAGGAGAGGGAGGAAGAGGAGCUAAAGGCAGAAUUGACCAGUAUGGACGAGGCUCUGAGGACAGUGACUGAUGCUGCUGAACACUGCCAAGAGGAUUUUCUUAAGCAGAACUUUGAGACACUGGCAGACAGCUGCAGUGCGGCUGAGCAGAGCAGAGUCCCACGGCUCAGUAUGUCUUCACGCUUCCUGGCCAGAGGACAUAAUAACAGGGGGGUACCUCAAUUUGCCAAAGUGCAUGGAAAGGGACAAGGCAGCCACUCCGCUAAGCCCCCAGUGUCAAAAGUACGGCCCUUGAUGGAAGAUGGCCAGAGCAGAAACACAGAGGACAAGACCCCUGUGUCCCCUGGCAGGAUCGAGCAGCCAAACAGGUUAGAUGCUGUUGCUACAGAGAGAGACUGUGCUCCCACCCUAAGACCCCAGAAAAAGAAGACUUCAGGGUCCCACUUGUGGAGGUUGUCCAACCCUCCAGCUAAAGCUCCGAUGCUGCUGGACAGAGCGACGUGUUUACAGAAAUCUCACUCUGCCCAGGACCUGGCCUCAGACCCUCAUCACUCCCCUGUGCCCUCUAGUGACCGAAGAGAGUUGCGCAAGAGACCUCAGCAACUUUUCCUGGAUCAUGACAUGCCUAGGCCUUCAUUCCACUUUUCCUCCCCCUCCUCUGGGUCUCCACAGUCUCCUCAGUCUCCUCUACCCUGGGAGAGCCCCAAACUCAAGCCCCAGCAUUCCUACAUGAACCCAACUGCCAGCUCCAUGGCCAAAAGCAGCCGCUCCUCGUCACUGGGCGAGGAUAUCCAGAUGGGAAUUCCACCUAACUCCCCUUCCUUCCCCAAAGGCAGGAGAUUGUCCGGGGAGCUGGAGGUUGAACUUCCCCUGCUCACCUCGUCUCCUGUUACGGCAUUCCCAUCCUCUGUCUCUUCACCAUUGUCCCCCUUAUCUUGUCCUCUACCCAACAGUCCCUCCCCAACUGUCCCCCAUCGCACUGCUACAGUUUCACCAAAUUCUAGUCUCCCUCAGAACAUCCCGCCCUCUCGCAUCCCGCUUCCCAAGCAGCCUCUCAGCCCUCGCCGCAGUCUCUGUCUAGAGGUAAAACCGAGUUCAAGCCUGUGUGGAGGCGCGACGACGAGGGCUUCUAAUCCUAACAUAGGCCCUGGAUGUGAUGUUGCAUCCACCGCAGUAAAUAAACAAGCUCUGGGAAGAAAUCUGUCUCUAAGUUUGGAUCCUUCUUUGUUAAGUUCACUACCAGUGAAGCAGAGGAGAGAGUCGGUGUCUGAGAGUACCAAGGAGCCAGGACAGGUGGCUGUGGCUAAAGAGUGCCCUCUGGUGCCCGAACAAGCCUACACAUCGAUUGCUGACCCCCAGCCAGAUCACUCUAUCACCUUGGAAACUUGUAGGCAGGCUGUUACUGAGCUUCACAACAGUCUUAGGACAACAAUCAUGCUCUACACUACGGUGCUACACUGUGGCCCAGAGCCCACUGAAGAUCAACAGGAGAUGAAGAGCAUCCUGUCCGAGGCCCUGUUCACAGUUAAGGCUGAGCUGGACUCCCUGCCAUAUCCCAACUCACAGUGCGAAGAGGCCCGAGGGGACCAGGAGAUCAAAGGUGAAGGAGAUAAAGCCCUGGCUCUGCUGGAGCAGUACGCCGAGCUGCUGCUGAAGUCAGUGGAGAGAAGGCUAGAUACCAAGACCUGAGGAGAUGGACUGAUGUUUGGCACAACUCGGUAGCACUCUGAAUUGCACAUUUAGUUAUUUGCACAGAAAUCUUUUGAUAAUUUAUUUAAAGACUGAAGGCAGAAAGAAAUGAAUGUUGGGAAUUAUGCCUGAAAAAAGUUUGCCUUAUUUUUCAAGCUGCCAUAGCUCUUCUUUGUCUGUUUUCUACUUUUGAAAUCAAAUUUUAUAAGCAGAAUGAAUUACAAAAUGUUAAAAAGAGAGACACUAGAGGGAGAAUGAUGAAAUCACAUGAAGAGCACAGGUAGACAAAAACUAGUGAAAAUAUGUUGUUGGCUAAAGACUAUAAUUACAUCACAAAAUUAAUUAUUCCCUGUAUAAGUGAUUAACACAGUCAGUGAUCCUAAGCUUUUGAAUCCUAUUUUAUGAUGUUUAUUCAAAGAGACAUAGACAUUACAGAAGUUACAGGUUUGGUAAUGGAUAACAAGCAUCCUCCAGUUGCUACAAUAUAUAUAAAAGUAAAGGACAGAACAGCGUCCUGAUGAUAUUACUCUACAGCCUUACUACUGGGAGUAAAAAUGUAAGAUUUGUCCUAAGGGUGGCAUUACAGCAAAUGGGUUAUUAAAAUCAAAAGGUUUUAUGCUCUUUGAGAAUUUUUAUGAAAAUAUAUUCAAUCAAUAUAUUCUCCAUUAGUCUGAAACACUGAUAUUCUGGUCAAUUUAAUAACACACAAUGAAGUGAGGUUUCAAAACGUAAAGACUUAGGCCUCUUGGAAACAGGUUAUGUACAUUUCUAUAAUGAUCUGCUAAUUGAGUUUUGUUGAAAUCUUGUGUUAAUGGAAGCUUUUGCCUGAUUGUGACACUAGAGAAAAGGUCAGGUGCUCACCAUGACUAUACAUAUUCAUACCAGUGUUCAGUCUGGUCAGUAAUGUUGAAUAGGUGGACCUGGACUGACAUCAGCAUCCUGUUUAGGAACUAGCUAGUGAUGCUAAUGUUCAGGUUUAGGGUGAAAAGCCUAUGUUUAGGUAGAAGGCUGAAAGAUUGUAUCAGAUGAAGCACCCAGGAAGAUGUUUUGUUUAGGCUACCUCAGUCAUGUCAGCCAUUCAUAUGUUAGUGCCAAUGGUGUCAACCUUGUUGCAAAGCAGGUGUAACUUUAGAGCAGUUUUCACUGCUUUAUGUAAAUCAUUCAUAAUUGUUGUUCUUCCUUUUCUUAGAGCUGAUUUUGAUGUUACACUGGCAUUUUAUAUUUCUCUGAAAGAGAUUUUUUUCUCUGUGUUACUGUCAUACAGUUUCAAACUGUUGCACUGUUCUCUGAUAAAAUAAACAAUAGAAACCUUGAA